AUUGACCUGUCCAUAUCUUGUCAGAGAAAGAAAGGCUAGGCUUUGAAGGGACUCAGUAGUGAAGCGAGAUCGCCUGCUAGUUGGAAUGUCGCCAGUGGUUGGCUCACCUCGGUUUGGCGAUGAGCUCUCUCCCUCUCUUUCUCCCUCGUGUAACACCUGAAAGGGUCCCAGUGCAUGAAUGAAUGUGGGUGCUGGAUUGGCUCUCUUGACACAGGUUAUCGUACAGUACGCAAGGGAAGGCAGUGUGCCAAAACGCUAUCUGUGUGUCUGUCAUACGCACUUGUGGAUAUACAUUGCUGCUGGAUUUUAACCAGUUCAGACAGAAUAUGUGGGAUUUUCAUAUUUGAAAACAUGUGAGAUUUGGAUGCUUCCUGCAAUAGACAAGUGACUGAGUUGUGAUACAUUUGCCAAUCUAUGCUAGUAGCUCAACUAUGAAACACCACCGUCAUCAUCUGCAUAUCAACACUCUUGGAUUCUAUCACAUCUUGCCAUAAACCAGAAGAUAGAGGUGUCCUUGUUAGUAUGAGGUGCUAAUUGCAUGUGAAUCAUGAUGUUCAGUGCCAAAAUGUCACAUUACGGAAUGUUCCUGUUAAACCUUGUGCUUCUGGCGCUGGUCCUACCCAGAUGCCUUGGCUUCUCCCUAGAUGGUUCUGCAGGGUCUUAUGCAAAAUUUCCUGGCUGGGAACCAUGCUUAAAUGGAACUCUAAGUUUUGAAUUUCAAACAGAUCGUCCAAAUGCAUUGCUAUUUUAUUUUGACAGUGGCCAAAAGAAGUACUUGGAGCUUAAACUUGUUGGCGGCAUUGCCAAAUUGAAAGUUAAUUUUGGCAAAGGACUUGUCAUAUUAUCUGCUGGGUCAAAUUUGAAUGAUAAUGCUUGGCACAAAGUAGAGAUUAUUCGAAAUAAUUUGGACACUACAUUACUGGUGGACUCAAUUGAAUUCAGAAGAAAAUCAUUAGGAGUUGAUUUCGAUUCAGAAAAUGUUACUGAAGAUAGAUUCUUAUUCAUGGGUGGAUUACCUGAAGAAUAUGAUCGUGAACUCUCAAAACUGUCACUUCCAUCAGUCCUCUUUGAACCAAAGUUCCGUGGGUCUAUUCGGAAUGUGUUUUAUAGUAAUUGUGGUGCUUUACCUGAAAGGCCAGAAAUGAUCGAUUCACAAGGAAUUCUGGAUAAUGAAGCCGAUUUAUGCGAGCAAGGGAACCCCUGUUUAAACAGUGGAUCCUGUCUGACAACUGAUCAUGGCCUCGUAUGUGACUGUACACGUACAGAGUUUCAAGGAGAGAGAUGCGAAAUUGAGAAGAUUCCAUCGGAUGCCACAUUCCUUGGAGCGCAGUAUUUUAGUUACGAGCUUAUUAGUAGAGGUGACCCUAUUGUCAGCAACAGUGAUGAAUUGAAGUUGGAUUUUAGGACAAAACAAGUCAAUGGAAUACUGUUUUUCACAGGUGAUCUUAAAGAUUACUUGAAUGUAGCAGUAAGAGAUGGCGGAAUAAUUGUUACAAUCAAUCUGGGCUCAGGGGCUUAUGAAGCCGAGGUCCGACCAAGUCAUGUGCGUUUUGAUGAUGGCCGCUGGCACCACCUUGUGGUCAGAAGAGAAGCAAGGGAGCUUACUAGGGACAAAGGGGUUUGCUUUAUAUCAGUUGAAGUGGAUGGUGUCCAUAGAAAGUCCGGCAGCACAACUGGCCAGUUCACCUUAUUGUCCAGCAGUCUCCUAUAUGUUGGAGGGAGCCCCAACACUGCCACGCUGGUUGGUUCAAGGGUCACCCAGAACUUCAAGGGAUGUAUGCGGAAGGUACGAUACAAGGCAGACACCAUCGACCUUGACCUUACAGAACUGGCCAAAACAGAUCAUGGUCUGAUAACAGUCCAUGGUGGUGUCAUCUUCAACAAGUGUCAGGAGCUGGUGGAAUCCCAUCCCAUCACCUUCGCAACCCCCAACUCAUUCCUCACACUCCCCACAUGGGAUGUCAGGGAUAGGAGAGGCUCCAUUGCCUUCCAGUUCCAGACAACAGAACCCAGUGGCGUCAUCAUGUUCAAUCCUGGCCCUGAUGGACAUGCAGACUUCUUUGCUGUAGAGAUGCUGGAUGGUCAUUUGUACAUGAUUGUUGACCUUGGAGAAGGAUCAAAGAAGGUCAAGGCCAGUCGGCAUCCAGUCAGUGAUGGCAAUCCGCAUGAAGUUUACAUUGACUAUCAGGGUCCACAAGGGUACAUUACCCUUGACGGACAGAAGGAGUCCUAUUACACUGAUGGGAAGGAUGUUGAUUUGAACUUGUCAGGAAUAUUCUUCUUGGGUGGAAUAAGUAAAAAACAUGACACAUCCAAGCUGCCACAUUCCAUGUGGGCGGGGAUGCUUCGGCAUGGCUUUGUUGGAUGUCUUCAAGAUUUGGUUGUCAAUGGUAACAAAGUUGACCUGGUUGCCACGGCAAGAGCUCAGCGUGCACAGGGAAUUGCUGAAUACUGCCACCGUAUGGAGCCUCAAUGUGCAAGUCACCCAUGCAUGCACCGAGGACAGUGUCUGGAAGGCUGGAACAGAUUUGUCUGUGACUGUAGAUCUACAGGCUUCAAUGGAGAUGUCUGCCAGACAGCUGCUACAAGUCUCCGCUUUGAUGGCACUCAGUAUGUCAAGGUCAAGUUCCCAGAAGAGUCAUCGACAGAAGCUGAAGACAUUUCCAUGCGAUUCCGCACAAUGCAUCCCAAUGGCUUGCUGUUCAUGACAACCUCAGACAAAACAUCAGACAGGAUGGAGCUGUACCUUGAGGCUGGGGCUCUAGAACUAAGGGUUGAUGUUGGCAGUGGCACUAAGGAACUGACAGUGGGGAGUGUCCUGAACGAUGACCGCUGGCACACUGUUGUCAUCAAACGUCGAGCCCAGACUAUUGAACUUGGUAUCGACUCUCACAGACCCGUUACAGACCAGCUUCCAGGACAGGAGACCUCCUUAGAUUCCAACGUCAUUUACAUUGGCUCUUUAGAGCCCCUUGCUGCUGCUGACAUGGGUGGGAGAGUGGAGGAUCUGGACUUCCGUGGCAUCAAGAUCGGUCACAUGAUGCUAGACGAUAAUUCUCUCGGGGACUACUCGGGCUUCAUCGGAUCUAUGCAACAGUUCCUCUUUAACAAGAAUGCAUUCUUCGAGCUGGCUAAAAUAGGAGAUAUAGAAAACAUUGUUGUGACAGCUAGAUUUAGCACUGAUGACUAUGUUGUGAGGGACCCUGUAACCUUCAAGUCAGCAUCUGCAUUUGCAACUUUGAAUCAGCUUCAAGCGUAUGAGGAUUUUUCAUUAUCAUUUCAAUUCAAAACAACAGAAGCUUAUGGAUUAUUGUUUUAUAACUCUGGCAGAGGGCAGGAUUUCUUUGCAAUAGAAAUGUCAGAAGGAUAUUUGUACUAUGUAUACAACAUGGGAGAUGGCUCAGAACGGAUACGGGCCAACUCCAAGUCAGUGUUGAACGACAACAAAUGGCAUGAGGUGAAGUUGUUGCGUCCACAAACAUACAAACAGCUGAUCAGGGUGGACGACAAUACCCCAACCGUGGACAACCUACAGGGAGCCCACGCUGUUAACUUCAAUUUGGAAGGACAUUUGUAUGUGGGUGGAGUGAGGAAGACAAUGUACCACUCUCUGCCGAAAAAUAUCAAGUCUCGCCAUGGGUUCCUGGGUUGUUUGGGUUCUUUGGAUUUGAACAGUUACUUGCCACAGCUUGUGAAGGAGGCGGACACCAUACAUGAGUCCGUGGUAGAGGGAUGCAAAGGCCCCACGACCCAGUGUCAGGCUGACUCCUGCAACAACUACGGCCGCUGUGUCCAGCAGUGGAACUCCUACAACUGUGACUGCGACAUGACAUCAUUUGAAGGCACCACAUGUAAUGAAAAGAGCACCAGCUAUGAGUUUGGCCCUAAUGGUGGCAUGGUGAUCUUGUCCCACCCUCAAGGAAAACAUCCAAAUGCAAUCCGGGACAACCUAGCCCUGGGCUUCACAACGCGGUCCAAGGAUGCUGUACUUGCCAGAAUAAACAGUGGGAACUAUGAUGAUUACCUCGAAUUGGAACUGGUAAAUGGAAACGUGUUUGUGGUGUACAACAUGGGGACAUCAGACCAUCCAAUUGGAGAACUGUUUGAGCGUGUGAACGAUGGGAAAUACCACAUAGUCAGGUUUACAAGAAAUGGCGCCAACUCAACCAUCCAAGUUGACAACGCCAUGAUGCAGACGAAGAACCCCCGAGGCGCUCAGCUGGAAGUGUUCAAUGACCAGGCAGAGGUUUUGAUAGGUGGAAAACGAGACAAAGAUGGGAACCUCAUCAAACCCUUCGAAGGAACAAUAUCAGGUCUUGUCCUGAACAGCAUGAGGAUACUUGAUCUAGCCAAGGAAGGGGAUUCCAGGAUAAAUAUACAAGGCGAUGUACGGCUUAAGGAGGAAGAAAGCGGAAAGAAGUCUGAGACACACAAAAACAGGAACACCAUACCAGACGAGUCUGAAAUGCAAUCAACAAUGGGGUUCAGGCUAACUGAAAAUGGUGAACCAUGGACCAAGUAUUCGCAAGUCACCACCCCUCUGCCGAGUGACUCAAAGGCACAUAAAAAACGAUCCAUUAUGGACAAUUGGGAAAUGGUCAACACCAAUAAACUGCGACAUUCACAAAGAAAACAUAAGCGUAGAGACAGAAACUUGUACAAUAGACAGUUUCGGUUGCUUGUAUUGGGUGACAGAGAUCCUGAUGACAAUUCUAUGAAAAGGGACUGGGAAGUUGGAAAAUCACGUAAUCAAAGAACCCAUGGUCGAAAGGGGACAACCCCUGAUUGGCGACAAGACGAUCAAAUUGCAUCUAAUGUUCCUCAAAGGGUCUCAUCAGAAGAAGGAACCUGCCAUUUUGAAGCAGGAGGAAGUUUUGUGGAUAUGGAAGGUCAUCGCUUUCAGGAGGGGAGUGGCGGUGACACACCCGAAAUAGACCCUGAGGAUUACUCAGACUAUGAUACAAGUACAGAAAUUAUUACAACUUUAUUGAUGUCUGACCCACCAUCCACAACCCCUGAUGAACCGGAGGAAGAGCCUGACACUUCUAGUGUUACCAAGGUUUUGGUAUUCAAGCCAAAAGAUAAUGAAGUACAUACACCAUUGUCAAAGAACAGAACUGAAGAGACAUCUCGCCACUUCGUUUGGACAAACAGAAUGGCUGGACUGUUGAGUACAAUUGGACCAACGUCAACUUUCAUGCAAACGACACCAAAGCUUGGUGUGACAGAUGACAUAAUAUUUUCUGGAGCUGGCCCUGGCUGUCACAGUGAUGACGAGGAUGAUUGUACCUCAGUGGGCUCCGGCACAGAGGACGACAUCAUCACUCCAACAAUCAUCAUUAAAACUACACCCGCACCACCUACAACCACUACAAAAAAACCAACUUGGAAACCACCAUGUGUUGGAUCCAAAUGUCCCCGGACAGAAGAGGUUAUGAGUUCAACAUCUAACCGUGGAACAAGCCUUGACCCUGAGGGUAAUGACGGUAGCAACACAGGCCUUCAUCCAACAGGGGAGACAAGUGGGGGCUCGGUGGCCAACAAUGGAGGCGGUACUCCUGUCAACAUUGGACUCAUCAUUGGAAUAGCAGCAGGGGUUCUGGUUGCUAUUCUCAUAUUAAUAUUUGCACUGUACAAAUUUCGCAGUCGAGAUGAAGGAACAUACAAAGUGGAUGAAAGUCAGAACUUUUCCUAUCUGGAAUCUAAAAAGCAACAAGGCAAUGGAGCUUUGUUAGGUAAAGGAGAAGAGACUGGCAAAAGAGGGAAGAAGAAAGAUGUAAAAGAAUGGUAUGUCUGAGUGGAGAAACAGUCCCUGAUCCUUGCCAACAUUCUUGGAGUGGUGAAGAAUGUCUUUGAGUUGUGAUAAGAAGGAUGAUGUCAUAAAAAUGACUUGUCACAGUGUUAUCAGAUGGUACUUAUGUUGGUAGUAGAAUCAUUCAAGGGAGGAUUAAUUGGUGGUGGCAGAGUUUUACUGCUCAUGCAAAACUCAAGAAUUGUAAGACAAGAACUUCAUCAACAAAUUGAGUGUGAGAUACUCAGAUUUGUAGUCAUGAAGAUUGCUUCUUGGAGAAAGUUGACAGAAACAAUGCGAUUGGAUUAAUUCUGUUACGACUGCAGCUAAUGGAAGGAAAUAACUCCAUUACAAAAAUGACCAUAAUAUGAUAUAUCAUUAUGUGGGCAUACGUGUUCAUACUACUUACAAGAUACAGAUAAUUGCUCACAUGUAUAUCAAGGUGCAUUGCUGGUGAAUAGAAAUCAAGGUGGACCUGUUCAGUGUUGAAGGAGAAAGUGAUGUGAGUGACUGGUGAUAGGACGCUGGCUGGCGAGUUUUGGGAGCAGUUGUCUCCCUUGUUGUAUCCUGACUAUUCCUCCAUGCCAUACAUGUUGAUUGCAAAUGUGAUCCGAAAAAUGAGUGAACGUGGUGCUGAGGUCGUGACCUUCAGGUCAUACACAUGACCUAUCCUUGUUGACUCGUUAACUAAUCUGAAUCUGCUGUGCGGUGCAUUAGUGUACUUGAGAGAUUUAUGGAAAUGUAUCUACCUUAAUUUGAUUAUUGUGAAAACACUCUGGGUUGUUACAUUGGAAAAUAUUAAAGUCUCUCGUGCUUUAUUGUGUUGUUACUAUGUUAAAGUGUUAUGACAAUUUUGAUUUACAGCAUCGGUUAUUGUGUUAAUUUUCAGGUAAAAAGUGUAACAUUGUGUCAUAUGAUUAGUAGAUCAGCUUUACUUUCUACAAGUUACAAAUAUAACUAAGCAUGCAGCUAUAUGAUAUGUUUUGUUUGAAGUUGUAACAACCUUGAGGUGUUUUGCUAUAAUCUAUUCUCAGGUACUCUCAAGGAAAUAUUCAUAUUAACAAAGGAUGCAAAAACAUUUUGCAUUAUAGAUAUACCAUAACACAUUAUAGGCAAGAAUAUUGACUAUUUGCACAUAUCUUAUUAACAACUUUUGUUGAAUUUUGUUUUUGUUUGAUGUUAGUGGUUGAUACAACAUGUACUCAGAAUAUACAUAAAGUGCUCUGCGGUUCCAUUUUAUCUACCAUCUUGACGACAAAAAAUUAUUUAUGAAAAGAAUGAUGAAAAUACUGAUCUAACUGAUAUAACUCUUUGAAUGUCAAAUUAAUGUCUAGUUUCAACUAAAUCAAAAUAUGUGUUGAAUUUUAUUUUCUACAUACUUUUUUUAUAUGAUCAGUUCUUGCAACUUCCUCUUAUAUUGUGCUUAUUAGUAUUGCAAAAUAUUACUAUUGCUGACAUUUGAGAUACCACAUAUCAUUCUAACCUCAAAAAUAUGAAGGUUGUUAUGUUCCUUCUCAUUUUUAGUAUAUUAAGUAUUUGGCCCUUGGUCUAUUCUUCAAUAUUAUGAAUAGUGCAACUUAGAUAUGGAUCUACACUAUGUAUUAAUUAAGCAAUAAUGUAAGAUACAUUGACCAAAUUAAAAUUUAUAUUACAAGUCAUAUUUGAGAGACCAUAAUGUUCGAUGAUCAUCUUAUUGUUUAAAUGUUUAUUUGAACUAUUUUGUUCAUCAGUCCACAAAUGUUUAAGAUAAUUGAAAAUGUCAUUACUUGAUUUUGGUUUAGUACUAACAUUCACAAGUUAAAACACCAAUAAUACAAAUACUGCAUAAUUUCUGUGUGAAAGCUUUAAUAUUAAAGUUGUGUAUUUAUUUUCAUUAAGUAUACACAGAUAUUUACUGUUGAGUGAUACUGAGUAAUAUUCCAUUUUUGCUGACAAUACAAUGCAUUCCAAAAUGAUAUUAGUCAUUGGAUAGAGAAUGUGUUGCAAGAUGAUUUCAGGAAUUUGUUUUCCUAUAUUGUUUCCACCUUUUCCAAAGAAUUGAAGUGAACUAUAAAUGACCAAUGUUAUGUCAGAUGUUUUUAACCACUUUUUUCCUUUUUUGGUUAUUUUCAAGGUAUCAUCUUUUGUUAGGUAUUUUAUCAAGACAUAUAUACUGACUGAUUAUUUUACUUUUUUAUUGUUGCAAAUUAAACUUCAACAAUCCAUUUCAAACAAAGCAACAAUUUAUUUUUGGGGUUUAAUACCAAUUAAUGAUAUUCAGUUUCAGUAAGUUCUUUCCUGUGUGUACAACUAGUUGUGAUUUUACAGUGAUGAAUGCGCCAUUCAAAACUGACUGUUUAACAGUAUUUGUAAAUAUCAAUGUCACAAUUUUUGUCCUUUCAUAAACCUCUUUGUCCAAUUCCAGUUGUUCCAUAUUAUGUUAGCAGAAUGAUCUGUAAAAUAAAAGCAUGUGAACAUUGUAGAUAUGUAUGUUUUUUGAAGAUGUGAAUGUGUUCAUGUGCUUCUCGUCUUCAUUGUUGCAGCUGUAUGCUUGUACAAUACAAGUCACCGUUAGAUAUAUGAGUGUGUGAAUGCUGGAGCACUGUCUCCAUGUCCAGUACCUUUCAAAGCUAUAUCUACUUCCUAGUUAUUAUCUUUGGCUUCAUGAAACUAAAUAAAACUUGUCAUUUGUAGUUAGUAUCAUUUCAAUUUAAUGCCUUGUAAUGUCAUUGUUAAAGAAGACUAUACUGAAUAUCGAUAAAACACUUUCCGCAGAUAUAUAGGGACAUUCUAUAUGAUAGGAACUUUUAAAAUUUCCCCAUUCUAAUUUCUAUGUAUGUCUUUCAAUACAUGAUGUGUUUUAUGAUUUCACAGAGGGUUGACAUAAUACAAAUAUAUCAUAUACCAUUGAAUAUCUGCUAACAAGACCCCGUUAUUGGUUGUAUACAUAAGACUAAGUGAUAUUUAUUCUUGGUUGUCAGGCUCCAGUUAUACAAAUGAAACACCUAUUUAGGAUAACAUUGAGUAUCUGUUUUAACAUGAGGAAUGAAAUCCCUUUCUUGGGUAGCAGUCUUCACUUUUUCAAGAAAGACUGUCUGCCUGCACUACUUUUGUUCCGAAAGCCUGAGAAUCAAUUAUAUUUCAUCCUACUACAUGUACAAACAAGGAGCUAACAAUGUCAGCAUUGUAUACAUAGUGAUAUAUACUGGAUCAAAUUAACAACUUUUAUCCCAUAUCAGGAUAGUGAACAAAUAAUGUUAACAGUGGUAAAUGAAACAUAAAAAAAAUUAUGAAUUGAAAAUGGUAACAUUUGUUGUAUGGUAACUUAACAAAAUAACGUUAUAAUAUUAGUAAUAUUAAAAGGCAACUUAUGGAACUGAUAUAUCACUAGAUGGAUUACAUUUUAAUGACAGAUCGUGUACAGUAUCAGUUCUCAAUGUAACUAGAACAUUUUACAUUGUAUAUUGUGUUUUGUAUUAUACAUAUACAGUUGAAAUAAACGUUUUUGUAAAUAAGCAA
Molecule: messenger RNA, 9289 nt
Organism: Haliotis rufescens (red abalone)
Lineage: Eukaryota; Metazoa; Mollusca; Gastropoda; Lepetellida; Haliotidae
Product: neurexin-3-like
Exons: 20
Coding region: 548-5797 (1749 amino acids)
Source: RefSeq, a predicted model, not a curated record